AUGAGCCAAAGUAUCAAGCAGAUUCAAUCUGGAUCUAUCAAAGGAAGUUGCCAAAAAUCCGAACAUAGCACUCCUGUACAUCAAACAGGAACCAUUAUUUACCACCAUGGAGAAAGUCAUCCAGUACCUCAUGGAGGUCACUUCAGAUCUCCCAGUGUCCAUGGAGGAUCAGGUGGAAAAGGGAUUAGCCUCUCCAGACAUUUUUCUCAUGGAUGUAGCUUUGGAAAUGUAUAUGGCUACAGUCAUGGAAAUCACUUUGUGACCCAUGAGCUUCAUGGUGUUUUCAACAAUGAUGGUCUGUUCUGCUUUAAUGAGAAGGAAACAAUGCAGCUACUGAAUAAUCGAUUGGCUUCAUACAUGGAGAAAGUCUGUUCCCUGGAGCAGAACAAUGAGCAGCUAGAGAGGAACAUCCGAGAAUGGUAUGACAGGAACCAACCCAAUGGUCUCCCUGAUGUUAGCAAGUUCUUCAAGAUCAUACAGGAGCUCCAAACACAGAUCCCAAAAGCCCAUGUAGAAAAUGCUAAAGUGUUCUUGGACAUGGACAAUGCAAAAAUGGCUGCUGAUGACAUUAGGAAUAAAUUUGAGCUGGAGAUGAGACUGAGAAGUAACAUUGAAGCUGAUGUGAAUGGUCUUCGCAGAGUCCUAGAAAGAAUAAACAUGGAGAUAUGUGACCUACAAAUGUACAUUCACAGUCUUCAUGACGAGCUUGAAGAACUGAACAAGAACCAUCAGGAGGAGGUGAAUUGUCUGCGCACUCAGCUGGGCGCCAGAGUCAGUGUUGAAGUGAAUGCUGCUCCAUGUGUGGAUCUAAACAGUGUCUUGUCUGACAUCCGGCAGCAAUAUGAAAGUCUCAUGGACAGAAAUCUGCGAGAAGUUGAGGAAAUUUUCCGUGCAAGGAGCGAAGAACUAAACCGUGAGAUGGUUUCUGGGGCUGAACUGUUGCAGUCAGUUAAUUGCAACCUUAUUGAAUUGAAGCGCUGUGUGCAGAAUCUGGAAAUCGAACUUCAGAGCCAAAUAAGCAUGAAAUGUGCUUUGGAGGAUUCCCUGGCUGAGACUGAAGCCAGCUUCACUUCCCAGCUUGCCCAAUUACAAUGUUUCAUCAACAAUAUUGAGUCUGAACUAGCGCAGAUACGAUGUGACCUGACACACCUAAAUACUGAAUACAAGAUUCUCAUGGACCAGAAGAAUCACCUGGAGAAGGAAAUUGCUGCAUAUAAAUGUCUUCUAGAGGGACAUGACAACCAUGCUGGAAGCCGCAGCAAUAUUGAAGAUGACCGUAGUGUGAAAGCUCAUUACAACACAGAUCAAGUUCGACAGAAUAGUGUUAAGAUCAACCUGUGA
Pseudophryne corroboree (corroboree frog) is the source of this 1341-nucleotide messenger RNA. RefSeq names its product keratin, type I cytoskeletal 19-like. Gene Ontology annotation, cellular component: cytoskeleton. Gene Ontology annotation, biological process: intermediate filament organization; epithelial cell differentiation. The record is from RefSeq and is a predicted model, not a curated record. The transcript has 8 exons. Gene Ontology annotation, molecular function: structural molecule activity. NCBI's taxonomy places the organism in Eukaryota, Metazoa, Chordata, Amphibia, Anura, Myobatrachidae. The coding region runs from base 1 to 1341 and encodes 446 amino acids.